AUGGUUUGGCGGACGGAGACAAACCGGCGAAGGAUUAACGCGGAAUGUGAAUUGAGAAGGCGACGGGGCGCGUUGGUGGCGGGACCCAGCCACAUCAUUGGAAUAGAAGUUGCCUCACUUAGCAAUUUUGAUACCACGACGAAGACACUCAGGGAUGUCAAUCUAGUUAAGACCAACAUUGGUGGUAACAGUCAGACCAACUUUCAAAAGCAGUUAGAGGAUGUUGAUGUUGAUGGGUGCACCUCUAGAGGAAAGGAUGGCUUUUAUGGAUUUAGAGUGAGUGGACAAGAACUGGAGUAG
Messenger RNA from Dovyalis caffra, 300 nucleotides. The record is from the annotation of a GenBank genome assembly. NCBI's taxonomy places the organism in Eukaryota, Viridiplantae, Streptophyta, Magnoliopsida, Malpighiales, Salicaceae.